GCUGUGGCUCACGGGGCGGCAACUUUUGCGCGUCCUCCCUGAUUCUAGGAUUCACGCGGAUUUUCGCAGCUUCUCGUCGGGCGAGAGACCGCUGGGCUCUGCACUCAGACCGUUAACCCCUUCCGUAGCUGAGCAGAGCGACGGUGAGCGCCCAGCCGGGUCCCACCAUGGCCACGAACUAUUCCAGUACGACUAACAGGAGAGAACAUGUCAAAACGACGACCAACCCCCAGCCAGGCUUCUUGGAGCGGCUCAGCGAGACCUCGGGUGGGAUGUUUGUGGGGCUCAUGACCUUCCUGCUCUCCUUCUACUUAAUUUUCGCCAAUGAGGGCCACGCAUUGAAGACAGCAACCUCCCUGGCCGAGGGGCUCUCGCUUGUCGUGUCCCCCGACAGCAUCCACAGCGUGGCCCCAGAGAACGAGGGGCGGCUGGUGCACAUCAUUGGGGCCCUGCGGACGUCCAAGCUGUUGUCUGAUCCAAACUAUGGGGUCCACCUCCCGGCUGUGAAGCUGCGGCGGCACGUGGAGAUGUACCAGUGGGUGGAAACCGAGGCGUCCAGGGAGUACACUGAAGAUGGGCAGGUGAAGACAGAGACAAGGUACUCCUACAACACCGAAUGGAGGUCAGAAAUUGUCAACAGCAGAAACUUCGACCGAGAGAUUGGCCACAAGAAUCCCAGCGCGAUGGCAGUGGAGUCGUUCACAGCAACGGCCCCCUUUGUCCAGAUUGGCAGAUUCUUCCUCUCGGCAGGCCUCAUUGACAAAAUUGACAACUUCAAACCGCUGAGCCUGUCCAAGCUGGAGGACCCGCAUGUGGACAUCAUUCGCCGGGGAGACUACUUCUACCAUAGCGAAAACCCCAAGUAUCCAGAGGUCGGAGACCUGCGCGUGUCCUUUUCCUAUGCGGGGCUGAGCGGCGAUGACCCUGACCUGGGUCCAGCUCACGUGGUCACUGUGAUCGCCCGGCAGCGGGGUGACCAGCUACUCCCCUACUCCACCACGUCUGGGGACACCUUGCUUCUCCUACACCAUGGGGACUUCUCAGCAGAGGAGGUGUUCCGUAGAGAACAGAAGAGCAACUCCAUGAAGACAUGGGGCCUGCGGGCCGCUGGCUGGAUGGCCAUGUUCAUGGGCCUCAACCUCAUGACCCGGAUCCUCUACACCCUGGUGGACUGGUUCCCUGUCUUCCGAGACCUGGUCAACAUCGGCCUGAAAGCCUUUGCCUUCUGCGUGGCCACCUCGCUGACCCUGCUGACCGUGGCGGCCGGCUGGCUCUUCUACCGGCCCCUGUGGGCUCUCUUCAUCGGCUCCCUGGCCCUGGUGCCCAUCAUCAUUGCUCGGACGCGGGUGCCAUCCAAAAAGCUGGAGUGAAUCAGGCGCCGGCACCCGCCCCACACCUGCAUGAUCCUCAGGAUCCAGCUCCUUCCCCCCCCCCACCCCGCCCCUCUUGACUGCGAGUCAGUUUGGGUUCUGCGCCUGCUCUGCUCCUCAAGGGGCCAGACUUGGCAGUGUGCAUGGAGGUCAGGUUUGGUGUUCACCGGUUCACGUCUUCCCCACCCUUUUGCUUGCCAGUGGGCGCCUCUGGUGCGCAGAAGGCAGCUCCUGUCUGGCGGUGUGACAGGCGUUCUCCUUGCUUCCUUCCCUUCCCUUGGGACCGCGUAUGGCCGGUUCACGUGUUUCGCUUAGCUGAAGUCUGCAGACAGGGAGGUGGUGACACUCCGCACAGACCUGCUGCCUGGUCACUCACUGCCCCUCCUCCUUGGAGACAGGUGCCAGGGCUCUGCCCCAGCUGCCACCCGCUCUGUGAGCCCACGGGGCCAGCGUCCUCGGCUGUCUCUGAGCAGUGCUGAGUGCCAGGACGGACUAAACGGCACGCCACCCACGCAUGGCGCCACACACCCAGCCUGGGCACAGAACCCGCCUUGGUACUUCAAAAAUAACACCACCACUGAGGUCACUGGGAGCAAAAUUGGACGUUUGGUGGGCCUGACACGGAUUUUAUGGUUUGGCAAGAAACUUCUUCGUGUGUAGGACUUCCAAAGGUCCCGUCGGUUAUGUUUGCCUUUGUUACACUUCAUGGGUAAUCUCCUACCCGAAGACGGGGUUGUUUCAAAUCAAGAUUUAAAGAAACAAAGCACUGCUUGAAUGAUGAGCAAUUCAGACUGUUACAGAAAAACUUUGUAAUCUGUCCGUUGAAGUUAAUUCGGGCACAGGAAGGUAUUACACCGGGGUGUGACGUGCUGGCUUAAAAAGUUACCUCUGGCAGUACUCGGGGCCAGUGGGAGGCUUGAAGAUGCUUCUGAAGCCAGUGUUAGCCAAGGGAUUCCACUCUGGGAGGAGAUGGGAUUUGUACAAGGCAGAGAAAGGCAUUUCCUUUCAUCCUUUGGCAUCAGAAACUACCGAUUUCCUUGAAGAUGAGUUUUGAGUUUUUAGUCAACCUUUAAGGAAGAGGCUGGAAGCUUUCUGAUCCUAAGUGGGCUCCCUCAGAGUGACCCCCAUCAAUCUGAAUCAGGAACUGGAGGCCUGACCUGAGGCUUGUGCAGUUCCCAGGCCUCAUUCCUUCCAUGGAGGGGUGUGGAGUGGGGGCUUUCGAGUUAGCCGCUGGGCCCCGGCACCUGCCUCUGACUCCUGUCACAUGUGCGUCUGCAGCUUCACUCCUACGUACAGUCUACCUGCACUUCACCCCGUCCCCUCUCACCCCCAGUGAAAGAGCAAGUAUGUUGUCACUUUGAUGGUUUAAAAGAUCUUUCCUGUACCCUUUAUCUUUUUAUGACUUGGACUCGUUCUUCCUGGCUGGGAGCAGCUGCUUUCGCAAAUUAGUCAGUGGUUGAGUAAGUGAUAAGAACUCCUGAAACUAGCAGCCUGACAAUCUCUCGUUAGCCUGCGAGGUCUGUGGUGUGGCUUGAGAUUCUUCAUGCCGACAACAGCCGGCCCCAGAGAUGACUUCUCUGGAUUUAAGAACUGAAAUAGUAUUCACUACUGCAGUUGUCACUGAAUCUCUCAACUCUUAAAGGAUGCUUCUGGAAAUAAAUAUAACUAGGUGGUAGCUACAUACAAAAUCUGGGAUUUGGUUUGUGUAACUUUUCCUAGUACGGAUUUUAAAUUACUACGAAUUUCAAUAGUGUUUUUAAAAAGAGCAAAAGAAUGUUAAGAAAUAUUUGAAGUCUUUGGGAAACCAUGAAAUUUGUAUUAUCUUUGUAUUUUUUGAAAAACUUCAAAAUAAAUUUCGAAAUAGCUUUUA
Molecule: messenger RNA, 3240 nt
Organism: Zalophus californianus (California sea lion)
Lineage: Eukaryota; Metazoa; Chordata; Mammalia; Carnivora; Otariidae
Gene: TMEM43
Product: transmembrane protein 43
Exons: 12
Coding region: 168-1370 (400 amino acids)
Biological process (GO): nuclear membrane organization
Cellular component (GO): nuclear inner membrane
Source: RefSeq, a predicted model, not a curated record